GCAUAAAUACAUCAACUACUCCCAUGUCAAUGUCAUCCCAGCUUGUAAUUUGUUACUCAGAGUAAAGCAAGCAACCCCACACAACCGAGGCCGACCCCGUCGAAAUUGGAAAAGUCUUUCCGAACGGCAGCAUCUUUACGUUUAGGAGGCGAGCAACGCCGAAACUUCCUGGUUUUGGACAAUUGAAGCAAAUUAUAAUGGCGGAUAUUUUUUCAGUGAAAUUCAGCCUGAAUUUCGCAGAAAGAAAACCCAGAAGAAAUUUUUUAAAAGACAAAAGAGAGAGAGAGGAGGAGGAGGCUCUCACUGGCUGGUUGAGGGCAGUUCAUUUGACUUGGAAUUUUGGAAGAAAAACCAAAAACCCAAAACUAAAGCUUUAGCUAGAACACCAGAUAUAGGAGGAGUUCAGACUUAUUUUUCAAAACAAAUUCAUUACCUCUUCUGUAUGUCUUCUCUUCUGGCUUUGAGUUUAUUCACUACAAUUCAGAUUGUGUGUGACCCUCAUGGUUUCUCAACAAGGACAAAUUAAUUGUCAUGCUUGAAUCUGAUUGUUAAGUUUGGAACUUUGUGCUGGAAGCCCAAGUUUUUGUUUUCUUUUUCGUUUUUGCUUUUGCUUUUCGGGACAAACUAUGUUGUCUGCAUUGACCACUAAAGUUCGACUGGUUAGAUGUCCCAAAUGUCGGCAGCUUCUUCCAGAGUUGCCAGAUUUUCAGGUCUACAUGUGUGGUGGAUGUGGUGCCACUCUCAAAGCCAGAGGAUUAGAUCGUUUGCCUUUGCUUGGUAAUGGUUCCCAUGAUGGCAACAGCGACCAUGACGAUCAACACUACUGGAAAACUGGCUCUGAUGAUUCCAGCCUCGGUGACUAUGACGAGCAGAUUAAUGUGGCAAGCGUAGUGUUUCAGGGCUCUGUUGAUUCCAAUCCGAGUGUGUCUCCUUUAGCUUCCAUUAGUGCCCGUGUGUUAAACUUAUUUGCUCAGGGCUCUGAUGACUUCAAUCCUCGCGUUAGCACUGACUAUGACGAUCGGGCACUCUAGCAAGUGCAGUGUUCAUAAUUGCAGGGCCCUUCCGGUUCAAAUCCUCCUGGGUCUGUUGCUAUUAACAUUGGCUUGCAGGUUGAAAAUAAUGAUCCACAUCACAGGACAAGGGUUACUUCCGUAGAGUUGACCUUUAUCCUUGUUGGUUUAGGAAAUUACGCCGAUUUCCCUAUAAACCAGAUUAGUGAGAAGCGAAAUAACAGAGGAAAUAAGACACACAAAUUUGAUAACGGAGUUCAGCCAAUUGUGUCUACGUCUCCGGACCUGCUGCAGAUCAUUUUACUGAAGGGAGAAAAUAUGCAAAGUGUUUACAACACUCACAGCUCACAACCCACCCCGAAUUAUACUAAGAAUUUUUCUCACAAAAAUUCUUUCACAAGCUGUUCUCUCAAAACUCUCUAAUUCUCUAAUACAAGGGAUGCAUUACAAA
Prunus persica (peach) is the source of this 1461-nucleotide messenger RNA. RefSeq lists its product as uncharacterized. Bases 627 to 1031 code for a protein of 134 amino acids. The transcript is spliced from 8 exons. Gene Ontology annotation, biological process: regulation of defense response to fungus. Lineage: Eukaryota; Viridiplantae; Streptophyta; Magnoliopsida; Rosales; Rosaceae. The record is from RefSeq and is a predicted model, not a curated record.